Acipenser ruthenus (sterlet) is the source of this 4927-nucleotide messenger RNA. RefSeq lists its product as uncharacterized. The record is from RefSeq and is a predicted model, not a curated record. NCBI's taxonomy places the organism in Eukaryota, Metazoa, Chordata, Actinopteri, Acipenseriformes, Acipenseridae. The transcript has 5 exons. Bases 374 to 1264 code for a protein of 296 amino acids. Gene Ontology annotation, cellular component: plasma membrane.
AGUGUUCUGAUUACAGCACCAGGGGCUGUUAUGCAAGAAGCCCAAGCUUUUCUACCAGAAAGCACUGCAUUGUAAAGAAAUGAAAAUAGACGAGGGAGGAGAAACAGUGAGAGGGUGGCAAAGACAGAAAAGGUGAAGGGAAAGAGCCGUGGGAGGCAAAUCUAGAGAGAAACAAGGAGAAAUUACUUAGGGAAGAUAGAGGGAAGGAGGGCUAGAGAUCCCGUGGAAAUAGGUUAGGAAGCUCAAGACAGACAGCCUUUAUUCUUAGCUCUUGUGAUUCCUGCACACUGCUGCAAGAAAAUACUUUUGGCAUGCUGGUUUAGGAGCUGGAGAGGAAGCUUCACUCUCCCCACCGGUGUGGCACACCAGGGGCAUGGGGCUGUGGCACUUCCUAGCCUGGAUGGUCUGGGGGCUUGUGAACCCAGCUUUUGCUUUCUCCAUGUACGAGAAACCCCUCAGUAUUAGAAUGCCCACCGCUUUCGACCAGGGAAACACCACAGUGGCUGUGACCACCAACAUCUCAGCCCCACACUGUGCGGCCCUGCACCCCCUGCAUCACGGCUCCUUCUAUGUGGAGGCUGGGUCGGGCACCUCUCUGGGCUCUGUCCUGACGUUCUGGUGUAACGAAGGGUACCAGCUGGUGGGCAGUGAAAAAGUUACCUGCAUUGUCAAAGAAGGCGCCCCCCAGUGGAGCAACUACCUACCUGCCUGUGAAGUGAUUCCCAAGCCUGUGGACCGAGGGCUACGCGUGGCAGUGCUGGUCUCAGUCAUCAGUGGCAUCGUCAUCCUGUCCAUGUCUGCGUCCUUCAUCGCGUGCUGUGUGCGGGAGAGACUGCAGCGGGCACGUGACAGGAGGAGGGACAGCAGACAUCAGAAAGGUAGCAAAAGCCUGCGAAGAAGAGCAUGCUGGAGCGAGCGAGAAGAGGGUGAGUGGGAAAGAACACCCCCAAAACGCCUCCCAAGCCAGCUGGAUUACCGCCUAUCCGCUCCCAAAAGCCCCCUUUACCUGGGAGAGUUCAGGGGGUAUGAGAACCAGGGGUACCAGAGGAGCCAAGAAAACCUGCUGAGAGUGCCGUCACGAGGACUGUAUUCUGAACCUCAGGUGUACCCCCACGUGGUGCUACAGCGAGUCCCGACACCCACCGCCCCGGUCUACCUGCACCUUCCCGCCCAGCCUGCAGACUCUCAUACUCAGAUCAUGUCAUCAUACACCAACCCAGCCUACUGUAGCCCACAGGGGACCCCGCAGAGGCACUACCAAUAGGAACCUGAACACCUACGUCACGUUCUGUAGGGACUGCUUCUCCGUGUACACUAGCUUCCUGGUGAGAGUGCUUUUCCAGGCACACUUCCUGUACAGACUGGAAUGCCUUCCUAGGUUAAAACCAUGGUACUGUUGUUGACUGUCACUGUUUCCAGGUCUCUCAUGGAAUAACAAUCUGGUUGUGGUGAAUCACCAUGGUCUACUGAAUUUGAAUGCGCCUAACAUGGUUAGGGUGUUAUAUACCAAGCAUGGUCUGACAAUGAUUAGCUAUAAUAAAUCAGGGUUGUCCAUGUUAAACAUGGUUUAACUGUAAAAACAAAGCACAACAUGGGCUAACAUGGUUUAAAUAUGAUACAUUCAUCUGGGCAGGGACAUUUUAUGGUGUUCAUUAUCAGUACCUUGAACCUUUCUGGGACCUUUUAUAAACACCUGUAAACUGAAUGAAGGUUACCUUACUGUAUGUGGCAUUGCACGUUCAAGCACACUGUUCAAAGCAUAUUUCUGAUCCGUUUUAAAAAGGUUUAUGUAAAUCCACUUUCAACCUCCUGUUGUAUGCUCCUCUUUCAACCCGCUUUUGUUCACACUGGCAAACUGGAUACAUAAAAAUGACUUUUGGAAGAAGAAUUUUGUGAAUUUGACUUGGGUAAGCUGCAAUGGUCCAAGGUCCCAGGGGUGUAGUCAAUAUUAUUGAGGUCCAAGUUUUCAAAAUGUAAUUUGUGUUUUAUUUGUAUAAUUAGUAUUGUUAUAAUUAAUACUAUUGUGAAAGUAUCGGUUGAUUUCCGAAACCAGAAUAUAGGGGCAAUUUGUCUGAACCGAAGUAUACUAUAAAUGAACACUGAACAGUGCUAUAAAUGAGAAAUUGAACAUGACUUCUAGUCAAAACAUGUGUCAUUGCAUUUAUUAAGUGUCUUUUAGUAUUUCUUACUUAUAUAGGAAACACAUUUUGGUAAAACAGAUGGGAAAGCAAUGUAAUCUCGGGUUUGUUUUGAUUGUUUUUCAUCAUUAUAUGUCAAAUGAGCUGUUUAAAUACUGCGUCUAUCAAACUGUAAUCCACCAUUGCUGGAAAUGCCUCCUGUGACGUCACUGGUUGGAGAAGGCAGCGGGAGAAGUAUGUGAGUUUGUGAAGUAUGUAAAGUGCGUGUAGUGAAGUAAUUGAAGUGUGUGAAGUACAUGAAGUGAAGUGAGCAAAGUGAGGUGUGUUAACGUAUGUGAAGUACAUGAAGUGUGUGAAAUAAGUGAAGUGUGUGAAGUGAGUGAAGUAUGUGAAGUGAAGUGUGUGAAGUAUGUGGAAUGUGUGAAGUAUGUGGUGUGAGUGAAGUGUUAAGUACGUGGUGUUUCGAAGUGAAGUGUGUGAAGUAUGUGGUGUGUGAAGUGUGUGAAAUACAUGGUGUGUGAAGUGAAGUGUGUGAAAUGAAGCGUGUGAAGUACGUGAAGUGAAGUGUGUGAAUUACGUGAAGUAUGUGAAGUGAAGCAUGUGAAGCGUGUGAAGUAUGUGAAGUGAAGCGUGUGAAGUACAUGAAGUGAAGUGUGUGAAGUGAAGCGUGUGAAUUACGUAAAGUGUGUGAAGGGUGUGAAGUGAGUGAAGUGAAGCAUGUGAAGUACGUGAAGUGUGUGAAGGGUGUGAAGUGAGUGAAGUGAAGCGUGUGAAGUACGUGAAGUGUGUGAAGGGUGUGAAGUGAGUGAAGUGAAGCAUGUGAAGUACGUGAAGUGUGUGAAGCGAAGUGUGUAAAGGGUGUGAAGUGAGUGAAGUGUGUGAAGUAUGUUAAGUGUGUGAAGUGUUUGAAGUGUGUAAAGGGUGUGAAGUGUGUGAAGCAAGUGAAGCGUGUGAAGUGUGUGAAGUGUGUAAAGGGUGUGAAGUGAGUGAAGUGUGUGAAAUACGUGAAGUAAACAAAUACCAACAAUGGCAAGCAUUGCGUCAGUAAAGAAACAACCAGCUGGUGUACAUUGAGCCCCUGGUUGCACAAACUACUAGUACAAAGAUUUAAAUGUGCAUUACCACCGUCUACCAAAUAACAGCAAUAACCGGUUAAUAAAGUGGCUGCAGGCAAUAAAAGGAAAACUGUCCCAGACUUAUAACAUGCUCGUGUAAGCAGCAUUCACUUCCUUGACAGUGAUUACACUUUUAAAGGCACGUUCAAUGCCGAUGGAACUUAUAUUAAUGUCAAAAACAGCUAAUUAAAGCACAUGGCCUGCCCGAGGUGUAUUUAACUUUUCAGAAUACGACCACACCCGGUAAAGGCACUCUGCGUGGAGUGCAGGUUGCACCCUUUAGCCUGGACGUCACCAGUUCAAGUCCAGGGUAGACCACUGCUGACCGUGGACCAGCGGCUCCUGUAGUCUGGCCGGGCACCUGCGGGCUUGCUUGUAAGCUGCCCAGAGCUGCAUUGUCCUCUGACGCUGUAGCUCUGAGGUGGCUGCAUGCUUCGGUGGACAGCAUGUGUUCAUCUUCGCCUUCCCGAGUCAGCGCAGGGGUGGUAGUGGUGAGCUGUGCCUAAAAAUAAUUGGCUAUUCCAAAUUGGGGAGAAAAUAAUCUAAAAAAAGCAAACAAUUGGCGACUACUAAAUUUAAAAAAAAUUAUAAAACUUGGCUCAAAUUCACAUGGCACUGAAAAGUUUUUACCAAUAGAUUCUAGCUUUUCAAAGUCUGAUAAAGAACUGUCACUUCCAAUGUUGGAGUGCUGUGAGAUUUGCCAUCGUUGUUUACAAACCUGCCGGUCAAGCACUACAACCAGUGACGUCACAGGAACACAUCAACAUUUAAGUGCUGGUUGCCAUAGUUUUUCAAGUCUUUUUAUUGUGUAUAUGAUACAAACAAGGGUGUUUUGCAUGGGAAAUGUUAUCUUUAGCACUUGAGUAAUUUAAAGUCCUGCCAUUUCCCUUCCCCUUUAAACUAAGUCCUAAGAUGUACAUUGCUAUAAAAUGUUUUUAAAGUGUCCUAUUUUGCCUUACCUCAAUCCACAUCAAUUCCCCCUUUUACUCUGGCUCAGGCAGCAUCUAAUUACACCCACUCUGUAAUGCAGGCUACUCCCCUGGGUCCUAUAAACUGUACCACAGCAAGCCCUUGAGGAAAAGUCUGGAAAACUAAAAAAUAUAAAGCAAAACGAUAAGGGAUUCACAAGAGUGUUGUUACAAAAGUGAAGAUUUCAGUUUUAUCUUCUCUGACAUUUCUCUGUUGAUACGUUUAAUAAAGUCACUUUCUAUCAUCAUUCUAAAUAAACCUCUAUAAAUAAGGUGACCAGAUUUUAAAGUCCUUAAACUGGGACAGUAUGGAAAUAUUGUGAAUAACUUCCAACUUCCAAGCUAUGGGAAAGAUCUAGGGUUUUUAUUGUCAAUUUGUUUAAUCUAAAACCAUAUUGAAAGUGAAUGCAGACUCAUGGUGGUAAGUGGAGUCUUUUACUUUAAAAACUUUUUUUGUGAAUAAAUGAUUUUAAUGUCUUUGUAAUGUCAUUUCUACACAAGUAUAGUUAUUACAUUACACAGUAGCAAUUCAAAAAUAUCAAACUCCAAGAUUCUAUUUUAUUGUCGAUUACUGCUGCAAAUCCCUUUUCUGCCUAAGAAACUGCAUCUUCUCUCUUUGAGUUCCACUUUCCAUAAGCGUUGCAAGAAAGGUUAUGGGGACACAGGGACCAGUGUUCCAAAAUUGGGACGUCUGGUCACCUUAUAU